UUGAGGAGUGAAAAGAAAAGUGAAAACAAAAAACGAAACGAAAUGUCGCUGUCUAAAUCGCUAGAAAAUGAGAUUCCACACCGGAGGGGGGGGGGGGGGUUUAUAUGUACAGCCAUUUGACUGAUGAGAAUUCAUCUCGGGAGAGAUUUUAUUUUGGGAGUUAAGGGGGUGUGUUUGGGUUAGGUUUUUCUUUUGUCGCCAGAUACGUAUAAUAAAUACGGCGACAAAAUAACAGACGGUGAUUGGAUUCACGCGGGAGGAUCACCGGGAAAAAAGUAAAUGGGGAUAAUGUUGGGUGUAAAAAAUAGAAUUGAAAAAAAAAGGGCGUUCACACGAUAUGAGUGGCAAGCAGAGCGUCGGCGUCGCGGCGGUGGGGGCCAGCCAGCACACAGCGCGCACACACACAACACAGCACAGCACAGAGUGCGUGGUGUGGCCGGCAGCACAAAAGCCAGCGGGAAGAUACGCUCCGAUCACCAGUUGGUCGGCGGAUGGCGAGACGGUCGCAACUUAAAAUUUUUCUCCGCCGUUCGAAUAAUCAAAAAAAUCCGCCAGCACUUUUCUCAUUUCUGUUUGUGUUGACUCUGACUGGACUGGCCUGUUUCCCCUCAAAUAUCCGCUCUGACAUUUCGGGCCCAUUUAUAUUGUGCAGCGUGUCAUGUGAUGGAUACAUAGCGCGUGUGAACUGAACCCACCCGUCGAUGAUGGAUUGACAAAAUCAUCUCGCAAUUUCUUCUUCUUCUUCCGAGAAGGCGAAACGAAAUAUAAACUGCUGCUGCUGCUGUGGAAAGUGGUUUUUCCCGAGCGAUAUCUUUUCUGAUUCAUCUCCUUCUUUUGACUCUUUCCGAUUUGCGGGAUCGACUACGAGGAAAUCUUAUCGCUCCCCCAGGAAGGGGAAACGAGCCACCGGCCACAGGCAUCAUGGAUCAUUGGGCAAUAUCUCUGAUGCUGCUGCUGCUGGCCGUCGUUGCAUUUACCGCAAUGUCGGCAUCGGAGCUCAUGUCGAUGGAAGACGAUAAUGUCGGACAUCUUUUCGACCUCGAUGCCCAUUCAGACGAGAUGGCCUGCUACUAUUGCAUCAACGUGACUAGCAACGAAAUUUGCAACCGCUACGCCAUCGAACGGCCCUGCCCAACAGAUUUGACCGUCUGCCACACACAUCACGUGAUGGACGACCGGGGCAAAACGCUGGCAGUCACCAAAACGUGCGCCACACCGCGGACAUGUUUCUCGCAGGUCGGAUGCCGUCGCGAUAAGACAACCAAUCAAACGGUAUGCGUGAAUUGCUGCGAUUUGAGCUACUGCAACGAAGAGGUGGCGUUCAACGUGAGCGCCGCCGUUUUCCAUCGCUCAAACGACGACGGGACAGCGGCUUUUUCAUCUGCCACUCACGGACUUAUUGGAUGCAACUGGACGACGACGGCCAUCGUCAUUCUCGGCUUACUCACCUUCCUGUCGGCUUCGACGACAAUUUGAAAACAAGAAAAAGGAUCGCCGAUCGUGUUGCCAAAUUUCCCGACAAGCCAAAAUGCCAUAUCAGGACGUUUGAAAAAUAAUCUGAAAAAAAAAAACCAGCGGGAAAUUUCAAAUUUGUUUUUCCAUUAUUUUUGUUACAUCGGGAGGGAAAAUAAUAAAAUAUUGAAGCUUUCACUGUCGGGCGGUUUAUAUCUUCCCUCAACUUUUGCAAGAGAAAAAUAAAAACAAAAAAAUAAAAUAAAAAAGGGGAAAACUGUUGAAGGAUCGUGGACCCCCUCCGCCGACACGAUAAGACCCUAGCGGCACUCGUCGUGCCUUAUCACCCGUCGUGCAGUUAUAACACGGCAGACAAAUGUCAAGAAAAAUAAAAAAAAUAAAACAGAAAAUAGAAAAACAAAAAAGAAACAAAACGUCGAGCUACUGGGUACAAACCAUAUAUUAUACAAGUGUUUGAUGAGGCGCGAGAUUUGAACACGCUUCAAGACCCCACUCUUCCUCCUUCGUCUAUAUUCUCUCUACCCCCCUCCACCCCCUUUUAUUUUCUCUCACUCUCACAAACAGUCACCUCACGCUUCAGCAGCCACUUGAGUUGAUCUCAAGUUUUCUCGUACCCCCCACACAGCCGCCUGUCGUUGGCCACGCCCUUUGUAUACUUUAUUAUAUCGCUCCUUCAUCAUCCCGCCAAUGUGACGCUAUUCAUUUUCACGCCUAUAGCAGCUGCAAAAGUGCUCCUGACGACGGCACUCGCAAUUGAAUUCACUUCCACUCAUGUAAAUCUACAGGAGAAAGAGAAGAAAAAAUGGGAAAUUGUUCCGUCACUUACCUUUGAUUACACAUACACACACACACACACACAUACCGUGAAAGAAGAAUUGUUUGCCACUCCUGUUUCACUGAUCUGGACAUCGCAACACACUCAAAGGAACCGGAAAAUGUCGGGAGAGAGAAAUACAAAAAAGGCCGGGAUCGAUAAACUACACUUUGAUUUCUUUUCAAUUCAAUUUUGGGAAAAUCCCAUCAGGAAUGGAAAAGGAGGUCCCGGAGGACGGACGGUCAAAUGUCAAACCAAAUACUAAAAAAAAAGAAAGAAAAGGAACGAAAUAAAAAACGAUCGAAUUUUCCCUCCCGAGCUCAUGUCUGACACAAAACACACACAACUGUGGCGGCCCGGCAACCAAUGAAACUCAUCGUGAUUGGUUUGUGUGUGUGUUCCUCCCUCGAGAGAUUGUUUUUAUUUCUCUUCCCCCCCCCCCCCCCCGACAUUGAAAGUGAAUUGCGCAAGCAUCAAAUAUUUAACAUUUGCCAAUCGGGGAAGAGACAUCCAUUUU
Daphnia pulicaria is the source of this 2804-nucleotide messenger RNA. RefSeq names its product ly6/PLAUR domain-containing protein 6B-like. NCBI's taxonomy places the organism in Eukaryota, Metazoa, Arthropoda, Branchiopoda, Diplostraca, Daphniidae. The transcript has 4 exons. The coding region runs from base 922 to 1476 and encodes 184 amino acids. Gene Ontology annotation, molecular function: acetylcholine receptor regulator activity. The record is from RefSeq and is a predicted model, not a curated record.